Centruroides sculpturatus (bark scorpion) is the source of this 4354-nucleotide messenger RNA. RefSeq names its product rab3 GTPase-activating protein non-catalytic subunit-like (gene Rab3-GAP). Gene Ontology annotation, biological process: regulation of GTPase activity. Lineage: Eukaryota; Metazoa; Arthropoda; Arachnida; Scorpiones; Buthidae. Bases 70 to 4203 code for a protein of 1377 amino acids. The record is from RefSeq and is a predicted model, not a curated record. The transcript has a single exon.
CGGAAACUACAUUUGGGUUGGAUGUUUGGCGAAAUGUAUGUGAUUAGUUAAGUAUUGUAUUACGAAAAUAUGUCGUGUAAAUUAUCUAAACUUUCGUGUAUCAGCGAUUUAAGUGGUGUUAAACGUAUUCUUUUCCCUAAUUACAAUCCGGAAAGUAAAUAUGAAGAUGACAGUUUCGAUCUGUGGACGGAAUCCGAAUGGGGCGAUGAAGAUAAAAAGGAAGGUGAAGAAAAAGAAGAAAAUUGGUUGAAUGAAUGCCUUGUGGCUCUUUCCUCCACUUCCGACGUUCUCGUACUUGCGCUGAGACAAAAAGCCGUGUUUCUCACCUCUAAAUGGUUUGUUGGUGAUGAUAAUGAUGCUAAGAUGAAGUUCCUCAUUACAUAUGGUGAUUAUCUGACUCACGAUGACUAUAUUACGUCUCUUCUGUGCCUCCCUAUAGCCUCGCAGAAGAAGACGCUCUCUGGUGGAGUUGACUGGACUUGUAUUGUUGUUGGAUUCAAUUCUGGUUAUGUCAGGAUAUAUACGGAAAAGGCAGAAUUGUUGUUAUCGCAGCUACUACACGAAGAACCGGUUAAUAAACUCAAGUGCCAGAACUGUCCUCCUUCUAAAUCUUCCUUUCUGUCUGAUCAUCAGGCGGAUGAGUUGUUAAUUGUUUAUGGUUCGGUUGUUGUUAGUGUAGACGGUUUUAGUCUUUUGCAGACGCUGCGAGCGUGUAGGAGCCAACUUGCCAGAGUUGCUGCUGGCAAGUGGGAAGUGAUAGAAGCACCUCCGCUUACUUAUAAGAAAUGGAGUUUUCAAGAAAAUAACAAAAUCAAUGAUUGUGAUAGUAUUGGUGUGGUAACUUUGAAUUCCUUUGAUUAUCUUUCCUCGCAAUCGUUACGAAGUGGUUUCUAUGCUUCUGUUAGAUCUAGCAUUUCUGUUGUUAAUCUAUAUUUGACCGUGGGUUGUAAUCCAUACAUUGGUUUCUAUCAGGCCACGGAAGAAGGAUCUCAGUUAUUUUUAUCCGACGUGGCUCAUGCCGUUGCUAAUAGAUUAAAAUCAUUUUUUUUAAAUGCUACUGCUGGUAGCUUGUUAAACUGGAACCAACAACCAACUAAGAAACAGAAAAUAGAGUCUCCAACUACCAUUCCGCUGAAAUUUGGAUUAUUUGAUAGAAGAAGGCAUGGAAUUACUAUCAAUGUUUCACCUAACAAGAUGUUAGCAGCAGUGACUGAUGCUUUUGGACGUGUCAUAGUGUUUGAUAUUCAGAAAGGCAUGGCAAUUCGGAUGUGGAAAGGAUAUAGGGAUGCCCAGUGUGGAUGGAUUCAAGUAGAAGACAAAGUGGAACGAGAUAAGUAUUUACACACUCCUCGUAAAGCUUUAUUUUUAGUGAUAUAUGCUCCGCGAAGAGGAAUUUUAGAAUUAUGGUCUUCUCAGCAAGGUCCACGUGUGGCUGCUUUUAAUGUUGGAAGAUGUAGCAAGCUGCUUAGUCCUGGACAUUGCAUGAUGGGUGUAAACAUAGCCCAUGUUAAUGCAGUCAAAUUUCAAACUCAUCCUUGUUUUUUAUUAAGCUCACUUGGAAGUAUUUAUACCAUUUCAGUGCCAUUCCAUUGUGCACUAAGUGAUAGAAAUAGUAAACGUGCAAGAGAUAUUCAUCUCCUUAAAGAAUUCAAAACUCUUCUACGUUCCAGUAAAGAUAAAAAUAAAAUGAUUGGAGAUAUCUCAAAAAUAUUACUUGAUAUUAAGAGUGCAAAUAUCAAACAACAAGCUAUCGAUUCCUUAUUAAGGUGUAAUACCAUAACUGUUGAUACUGUAAAAUUAGUUAUCAAACAGUUAACAAUAUAUCUUUUGAGUCAGGACCUUGAACAGCUUGAUUAUGAAAGUAAACUUUUAUUACAGACUUGUUGUAGAAUUGAAGGACUGAUUGCCACUUAUGAGGCUAUCAGUCUUAUAAAUGAAAAUUCGCCUCCUGAAAAUGAAUCUAAUUUUCUAGAUAUUGAAUUGAUCUCAACAAAGCUAAAUACAUCAGAAGCAGAAAUUGGCAGGAUAAUGUCACUUUUAGCACUGUUCCAAUCUGUUCAAAGUGCUUGUCAAAAGAAAGUGAGGUUCCUUGAUAAUGAAGAACGCUUAUUAAAAAUACCCUUUUCUAAUUUCGUGCACACUUUUAUAGUUAGCCAAAGUCAUCUAAUGAAAAAUGAAAAUGACGAAAUUGUCAUCUCUGAAUUAACUGUUGAUUUGAAUCCUGCUGCAUCUGAAACAGAAUUGGCAAAUACAGGAGAAUUUUUGUUUAGUUACUUUAUUCGGAAUGAAGAUUCUUUAUCUGAUUUCAAAGAAAUAAUAAAGAGCAGUAGAAUAACUACUAAUGCUAUGAUAACAAUUUUAAUCUAUUAUUGGUUAUCUUCUGAAAAUAUUAAUCAGUGGCAAGAAUGGGUAAAUUUUCAGCAGGUGCUUAAACAUUUCUGUUCAGUUAGUGAUGUUCAAGCAAUGAAUUCGGAUUCUUUUCCAUGGGAUAAAGUUAAAGUGUUGCUUUCUCAAUCAACAAAUAACAUUGCGGCCUAUAUUGGUGCAGUCAUAACUCGCUCGGUUUCGAUUGAAGUUGCAUCGUCGUUUAAUAUCGUGAAACAACAAAUGGAUCGGAAUGAAACUGAAAGUAGUGAAAAUUCUGAAAAUGUAGAAAAUAAAGAAGAAGAAAAAGAGGGUAGUGAUGAGAGUGAUUGGGAAGCUAUUUCUCUGGAUGUUGAACAGUGGAGUUUGUUUGUGAAACAGCUGGAAGAUGUUUUAAUUUUAAGUAUUCUUCUAAAAAGUAAACCUGCCAUUAAAGCUCCUAUCUCUAAUAAAAGGAUAAAUAUUUCUCUCUCUUCUCUUCAGUCUGGUGGACCAGGCAUUAUGACAGACCUGGUUGCUGCAUGGUGUGUGGAUGUUAAGAUUAAUCCUGAAAUCUUGAACACUUACACAACUGAAAGUGAAGAUAUAUUAUCAAAUAUAUCUGAUCAGGAUAUGGAUAAAGUACAGAAUAUUAGUGUGAUAAAAGGACUUUUAGGACAAGUAAGAAAGAGAUUUCCUAGAAGUAUGGAUCCUGAUGCUCUGUUAGCUAAUUGUUCAUGGGAAUACAUGGUCCAUUGGGAUAAAAAUCAUGAUAUGAUUUACCAUUUAAAAUCUGCCCUUCAGUGUUUAUGCCUUGUAAUGAGUGCCAUUUUAAGAUGUGGUGUUGCUUAUAUGAUGUGGAAGACUUUUGUCCAUAAAAGAUUUGAAGGCCUGGUUAUGCUCAUUGAAAAAGUAGGUAAAAUGCCAAAAGAUCGCUUGUGUAGAAGAGACGUAGAAAUUAGCGACGUGUAUUUAGAAAAUUUUGUAGAUUUCUGCACCCAGUUACUCGAAAUACUCCUAGAAGCCAACGUAAUAUCAGAAGUCGAAACAAUACCGAUGUUUCCGCCGGAAGAAUUGUGGAAAGGCAGAGACGUACACGGUCCUGCACCAUUUGUGACUCUUGCUCUCCAGCAACCAAAUCCUAACUACGCUCUCAUCCAUCAUCAUUAUCUUCUAGCCAAUUUCUUACUCUUCAUCAUAGCUUUUCAACAGAAAAACGUUCGUCCUCUCAGCUUUUACGAUUCAAAAGGAAAGAGUGCUUUUUUCAAAGAUUUACACCGUAGCAUAAACAUCCCCCUGAAAGGACUCGACACCGGCAUCGUCGAUUUGAGGAAACAGUUUCUCUCGAGUACCGUGACCGCCAUAGUUCGGAACAUAACUCAAAACGACAAAUACGCCAGCAUAGUGUCCACCGCAUCCGGAGAGACUGAAGCCAGCAAAUGGUUCAACCGUCUGGUGGACUUGUGUCGCGGGUGGGACGUAGAUCCGGACGAGAUCAGAAGUCAAUACGUCUACGAACUGUACAACCACGGCCACGACACUCUGGCGGAAGAGGCGACGACAUCAGUCACGGAGCCGGUCGGUCUGGGUUUACGACUCCUGGCGUUGGCCGGACAGAGAGUACGCAGCGGACUGUCGAACGCCGAAGACACCGCCGCAAAACUGGCUCAUCUGCCCCCUUCCCUCUCCUCGUGGUUGAAGACUCUGGAUAAACCCGUCACCUGUUCCGUUCCUUUAAGCUCGACUUCAGUUUUAUUAGAGAAAAUCAUCAACUUUCUUCCAGAGAGUUGCAGCGAACAACAAAUGGCAAUCUUAUUAUUAGAAGCGGUGAACGAUUUAACCGCGCACGGUCCAAAUUAAUUAGCCAAAUUGCACACGGUAUUUCUUAAUAAAAGUUACACAUUUUUUGGUAUUUACGUUUAAUUGGCAAAAUUUAUUAUAUUAUGUUUGUUUUUCUCGGUUUAGUUUUAUUGAUUGUAACUGUUAAUCUUGUAAAAAAUUUUUUUAACGU